ACCGCCUCCUGGAAUCUGAAAGCGUUCAGCCUGGAAAAAAACGCAACUUUUACCUCCAGCACCUCACCCAACUGAAAUCUGAAUUUUUCCACAUAUCUGUAUAUACGUUUGCUUUUUUUUUUGGAAAUUCCCUAAUCAUAUAUUGCUUUUGCGCCCACCCAUGGUGUAGUCUGUUUUUUUUGAGUAAAGGGGUUUUGAUUUUAUUCCCCCCCACGCUUUAUGCAGCCCUGCAAGUCUCAUGUAGAGCAGGGUUACCGUGGGACUGCACUCAUCGCACCGGUUCUGCAGAAAGUCGAAAAGAGGAAUUACCUGUAGCCCAGGUUCUGCACCGACUUGAAAGUCCAGUUUCGCAAGAGGAGCCGGAGAAAUAUGUCACAGGAGACGGACAAUAAGCGCUUGGUGGUAGUAUUACAGAAUGACACAAACCUCCAUCCCAGACGUGCGUACACAAGUGAAGAUGAGGCCUGGAAGUCAUACCUCGAAAACCCCUUGACAGCUGCCACAAAAGCGAUGAUGAGCAUCAAUGGAGAUGAAGACAGUGCUGCCGCCUUAGGAUUGUUGUACGAUUACUACAAGGUCCCUCGGGACAAGAGACACAUGCCAAUUGGUAAAGCAGCUGAUGCACCAGAUGACCAAGAAAAAAGAAAUUGCCUUGCGUCAGCUGAUAGUCAGAACGAUCUAGAAGUACAUGACAAUCGGGUGCAAGUUCUUAAGUCCCUCCCAGUGAACCUGUCUUUACAUCCGGAGCAUCUGGAAGCCUCAAAGCGGGAGCCUUUUGCUGCAAAUCCAGCUGAGAAUGCGCCUGUGUCAGUGGCAGGGGUAGCAGUGGUCAGCAUCAAAACGGAGGGUUACUCUACCAGCUACUCAGGGGCAAUGACUCCCACUGUGCACUAUAGCAGAGCCGAGAGCGAUGAACAGAGAGGGGUGAUCUUUGAACAGAACCUUGGCAGCAACCAGUAUGAAGUGUUCACUGUCACACACACCAACUACCUCAAAGACGACCAGCGCAGCACACCUGACAGCAGCUACGGUGAAACGUUUAAGGAUGGAAUAGCAGAAAAAUACCGCAACUCUUCAUUAGGUGAUGAAGAAUUCAUCUAUGAACAUGCAGGAGGAGAUUCAUUCCAGUACAUGUUGGAAGCCACAAAAUCAUUACGUCAGAAGCAGGGGGAAGGGCCAAUGACGUACUUGAAUAAAGGACAGUUUUAUUCCAUAACACUCAGGGAAACUGGAGCCAAUAAGUGCCUUCGCCAUCCAAUCAGCAAAGUGAGGAGUGUAAUAAUGGUGGUAUUCAGUGAAGAUAAGAACCGUGAUGAGCAGUUGAGAUAUUGGAAAUACUGGCAUUCUCGACAGCACACUGCCAAACAAAGAGUCCUCGAUAUUGCUGAUUACAAAGAGAGUUUCAACACUAUUGGAAACAUUGAAGAAAUUGCUUACAAUGCCAUCUCCUUCACAUGGGAUGUGAACGAAGAAGCCAAGAUAUUCAUCACCGUGAAUUGUCUCAGCACUGACUUCUCCUCACAAAAGGGGGUGAAAGGACUUCCCCUGAUGAUACAGAUCGACACCUACAGCUACAACAACCGCAGCAACAAACCCAUCCACAGGGCCUACUGCCAGAUCAAAGUGUUCUGUGACAAGGGAGCGGAGAGGAAAAUCCGAGAUGAAGAGCGGAAACAGAACCGGAAGAAAGGAAAAGUUGCGGGAACAGCAAAUCAAGUAAACCCUUCAUCAGAAGGUAAACUGAACAGUGCAACCUUGCAGAAGAGGAAUGAUGCUACUUUCUUCAAGACAAUGACUGACCUGGAAUCCCAGCCAGUGCUCUUCAUACCAGACAUUCACUUUGGGAACCUGCAGAGGAGUGGGCAGAUGUACAGUGUCACCACUGAUGACAUGGAGAGAGAAGGUGUCCUUGUAAAAAGGUUGUUCCGAUCAUUAGAAGAUGAGUAUCCCCCAACGGCUGCCAAACAAAUAAGAGAGGAUAUCCAUAAAAAAGUCCUGCUGUAUGUCCGGAAAGAGUCAGAUGAAGUGUUUGAUGCUUUGAUGCUGAAGUCUCCGACUAUGAAGGGACUGAUGGAUGCAUUAUCGGACAAGUAUGGAUUUCCACCAGAAAAGAUUGGAAAGAUUUACAAGAAAAGUAAAAAAGGAAUUUUGGUGAAUAUGGAUGACAACAUCAUUGAACACUACUCCAAUGAAGAUACUUUCAUUCUCAACAUUGAAAGUCUGGGUGAAAGCUUCAAAAUCACACUGACUGAAAUUUAACAGGGUUUUGGAAUCAACCAACAGACAAUCCUUCUUCGAGAGAUGAAUCACAAUUUGACAAUCUUGGAGACCUAAACGUGACCACUGGCCAGCUAUGAAUGACUGAUGAAGAGGAGUUUGCUUCAAUCAAGUGGACGUUCUCUGUACAUACUUCAGAAAUCGAUGAAGCAUAAGUGGCAUUUCUUCCCACAUUUUACUUCAUAUAUAAAUAUUGACUUUUUUUUAUGGAACUAAAUUAUCAUCACAAAGACUUCAAAAUAAGCAAAAUCGUGAUAGUACCUGGAUGGCAAAAUUUUAGCUAUUAACUGGAUGUUUGAUACAGUGCUGCCUGGUAAUGUCCUCUCUUACUUUGUCAUGCUAAUAGGCAGUUCCAGUUUAAUCACAUACUGGUUUAUCGACACUAGAUGCAUCCAGCAACACCUCAGAACACAGGAUUGUGAAAUGAAAAGGUAAUGCUUACUCCAACAGGAGAGCAAUAAGAUAUGUUCAAUUGCCUUUUACGGUAAUUAUGGGAACUUCUCCAGAUGAUUGCAUUUUAGUCAAAUGCAUUUGUGAUGAAAUUGGCAUUCACCCAACACUCCAGGCCGCACAGAGAUAUCUGUGUUUUUAUUUGGGUUCUUUUAGGUAGCUUUGAGGACCAGUAACAACAUCUUUAGUAGAACUUGACACUAACUUGAAAUAGAAAUAGCAUAUAUAAUUGUAAAAAUGUCUAUAAUGUGCAAUAUAAAUUUUACAUAAGGCAUGUUUACUGCCAUUAUGCUUUGGGUUGAGGGUUUUCAUGGUACAGUAGUUGUGUAUUUUUAUUUUUUAAUAUAAAACCUGUUUCCUUCUUGUCUAUAUAAUUAAGUUUGAAAGACAUCUUGAGAUUAUACACAGUGACUGUAUAAACUACUCUCCGGGCUAUUUAAAGGAUUUGGGAAACUUGAACGUUUUUACAAAUUGUGAAAAAAAAACUGUAGACAAGGUAAUAUUUUUGGAAAUGGGAUUCGGGGUCUUUUCAGACUAUAAAAAGACAGUUGUAUUUUAUUUUUUGUACAUUUUUUUAAAAAGCAAAAUAAACUUCCACAUGUAAA
Chiloscyllium plagiosum (whitespotted bambooshark) is the source of this 3332-nucleotide messenger RNA. Its product is annotated as grainyhead-like protein 2 homolog. The record is from RefSeq and is a predicted model, not a curated record. Gene Ontology annotation, biological process: neural tube development; brain development; regulation of transcription by RNA polymerase II. Gene Ontology annotation, molecular function: RNA polymerase II cis-regulatory region sequence-specific DNA binding; DNA-binding transcription activator activity, RNA polymerase II-specific. Gene Ontology annotation, cellular component: nucleus. Lineage: Eukaryota; Metazoa; Chordata; Chondrichthyes; Orectolobiformes; Hemiscylliidae.